This is a messenger RNA of Bactrocera oleae (olive fruit fly), 567 nucleotides long. RefSeq names its product nematocyst expressed protein 3-like. NCBI's taxonomy places the organism in Eukaryota, Metazoa, Arthropoda, Insecta, Diptera, Tephritidae. The record is from RefSeq and is a predicted model, not a curated record.
CAAGCUCAACGUAAAGACAUCUCAAGUAAUCCGAAAAAACCACAAUACCUUUAAAAAUGUUCAAAUACGCCGUUGUAAUCUUUGCUGCCAUCGCCUGCGUUGCCGCUAAACCUCACAUCCUUGCCGCUGCUCCUUUAGCCAUCGCCGCGCCGGCGCCUAUCAUCACCGCCACCAGCAGUCAAGUUGUCGCACGUAACCACAAUGGCAUCGCUUUUGCUCCAGUAGUGGCUCCGGCCCCCGUCGCCCCAGUAGCUGCUGCUCCAUUGGCCGCACCAAUUGCCCCUCUUGCCGCUCCAGCACCUUUGAUCGCACGCUACGCUACCGCCCCCGCACCACUUCUGGCCCGCUACGCUGCUGCUCCCUUCGCUUACCCCGGCCAUUUGGCUUCGUACGCUUCCCCUGCUGCCUUCUCGUAUGGCCCCGCGUACGCACCAACUCUGCGUUAUGCCGCUGCCGCUCCUGCUCCAGUUGUGUGGUAAAAAAGAACAACCAACGAAAUUCUAAUGAUAGACUGUGAUAGUUUUUAAGCGAUUAAAAAAUACUACUGAAAUAUAAACGACUAACUGA